GGGGAGUCGUAUGCAAAAUAUUAAGAUUUGAUUCGCGUUCCAGUAUUGAUUUUUCAGACUGUAUAGCAAACUGCAAAAACACUAACCAUGCCGAAUCCUAAUCCCGGUGGUGGCGCCGCAGAGCCGAAGGAACCAAAGAAGUCGCAGAAGGCGAAAGACGACGAGUCGAACGGGGAAGCGGCACAAAAAAGCAAGCGUGGAAGGAAGAAGGGGAGUACGAAAAACACGCCGAAGAUUGCUGCCACGACGCCUACAGCCACGCCUGGAAACCGCUUGCUCGCGAUUGAAAAACAAGUGUCCGAGUUGCGCUCGCUGAACAUUAUAUCCAUCAAGGGAUUUGGUCUUCGUCCUUUCUCCAUAUGGUGUCAGGAGGCACAGGAGGAGCACGACAAGAUGACCAAGGCGGGGAGCGAAGUCGGCGCGGGGGAACAGCAGGAGGAGAUGCUGCAAGAUGAGGAUGGAGACGAAAAAAUGAACACCGCUCGGCAAGUAACAUUCCCGGAAGACGAAGAUGAGGACGUCAACAUGUACUCAAGCAAUAAGCGGGCGAACCAGGACGACGAGGAGGAACCCAGCAAGCCAUCUCCUAUGCUUGAGGCCCAGUAUGUUGCAGAUCGGAAGGUGUUCGUAGCCAAUUUCGCUGAUCACAAGCACCCGGAAAAGCUCAAGUUUUGGAAACGGGAGUGCAUACACGAGAUCAUUGCGGUACUCAAGGCGAACAUCGUAAAGUCGGGGGAGUCGGGACUGCAGGUGCUGAAGGAUGAAGCCACCGGAAAAAUAACUAUUGCAGAGGAUCCCGAACUCAAGUAUAGCGAGACGCAGGCAGAGGUUUGCCGGCGCCUCGCGCUCAAGAUGGUGAGAGCUUUCAGGGGGAUAGAACCUUGUUACAUCAGGUUCUUAUCAGUAAAUGCAAGCACGGACUGGGCAGAUUUGAUCUUGCGGCCAAACUCGCAGACUAUGGCGCUUAAUUCGAUAGUACAGUCUGAAGAAAAGAAUUGGUGCAAGAUUUACGUCCUACCGAUCCUGGUUCGGGAGAACUACCCGCGGUCCCCCGCGGAAGCGAAGAAAACGGCGGCAAAAAUCCAGGCGGCAGCGGAAAAGGACCAGAAGGAUCCGACCGCGGGCACACAGGCGGUGAACACCGAGGACAAGAAGGGCGGCAAGGGAGGCGCGAACCCAAACUCAAAAAAGCAGAAAACUGACAGUACGGCGGGAAGCAGCAGUAGCAGUAGUGCUAAGGGAAGUCAGAAGAACCGCGCCGGAACCGGGGCCGCGGCCAGCGCGUCCUCGUCCUCGACAACGGCGCGAGAGGAAAAACCAUCCCAGCCGCAGGUGGUAAAGAAGUCGGGCGUCAAUGUGGAUCGCCUUCUGAGGACCGGGAUUUUGGUGAAGGGGAAAAAGUUGACGUUCACCUAGGUGUGGAGAGGCAAGUAGUUUGUAGUCGAUGACUAGCGGUGCGCGUACAUGCUGGUCUACCUUACUGAUGAGAGGGUUGGAGUAUCAUGAAGUAGUUUUUACUUUUGCUCGCCGAACUGAAAACGAGGACUUAAUUCGAACCGGAGGUGAAGCUGCGUCGCAAGUCUCGCCGUGUAUGAUAAAAAGCUAGAAAGGUGUUUUUGGAGAUAUUGCAGCGCGGAUUCGCCAUCGGGGGCUCACUUGAAGACGAUCAUAUCUAAAAAGUAAUAUCGAGGAACGGACAGCCGAUCGCUGAACACGGAGGCGCAGACUGGCCGAUACGAAGCAGGAGCUGUUGAUUGCAAGACAGCUACGAGACCUCUCCAGCGAUCGACCCCGCCGUAUCCUGAAAUAUCGAAAACGGUGUGCAGUUGUGACAAGUUCUUUGUUUUCCAUAUCGAAAACGGAGGCACUUGAAAAGAUAUCAGGAGGCGGUAGUUUGGAUUUGGAAGGAGUGCUGAUGUCUUAGAAAGUUGAAUUGUGGUUCGAUCGACGUGCUGCUGCCAAUCGCGACGACAUCCUGCAGUAAGUGUGCGUGCAGGUGUAGUCUGAUCGGGUGGUUUACAAGAUCGAAUUUGUGACGGUCACGAGGACCUGAUCGGGCCCGCGGUUUGCCAGCCGCGGUGCUUUUUGAAGGCACAAGCACUACUAUC
This is a messenger RNA of Amoebophrya sp. A120, 2108 nucleotides long. The record is from the annotation of a GenBank genome assembly. NCBI's taxonomy places the organism in Eukaryota, Dinophyceae, Syndiniales, Amoebophryaceae.